UUUCCCUCUCACUCGUUAAUACUUUUAGCCGAACGAAGAAACAUUAGUCACAGUGUGAAAACCCCCAAAAUCGAUCAGAUGCAAGAUUUCUUCGGCUCCGUUCGCCGAUCUCUCGUCUUCCGUCCUCCCGGCGAUGAAGACAACCAGGAGAAUCAGCCUCCGUUCCCCGGCGCUCUCGCCGAUAAGAUCACCUCCUGCAUCCGCAAAUCCAGGGCUCUCAUCAAACCCUCCUCCUCUCCCCCGCCGCCUCCAACCGCCGCAGAUACUCCACCUCCGAUUUUGUGGAGGAAAGGUCAGUUAAUCGGUCGCGGCGCGUUCGGUACGGUGUACAUGGGGAUGAAUCUCGAUUCCGGGGAGCUUCUCGCCGUCAAACAGGUUCUGAUUGCAUCCAAUUAUGCUUCCAAGGAAAAAACUCAGGCUCAUAUUCAGGAGCUUGAAGAAGAAGUUAAGCUUCUCAAAAACCUCUCUCAUCCUAAUAUAGUUAGAUAUUUGGGCACAGUUAGGGAAGAUGACACUCUGAAUAUCCUUCUCGAGUUUGUUCCCGGUGGAUCUAUAUCUUCGCUCUUGGAGAAAUUCGGUCCUUUUCCUGAAUCAGUUGUACGGACAUACACAAAACAGCUGCUUGUUGGGUUGGAGUACCUUCACAAUCAUGCAAUUAUGCACAGAGACAUUAAGGGGGCUAAUAUCCUCGUGGAUAACAAAGGAUGCAUUAAACUUGCUGAUUUUGGUGCAUCCAAACAAGUAGCUGAGUUGGCUACAAUUUCUGGUGCAAAAUCUAUGAAAGGGACACCCUAUUGGAUGGCUCCGGAAGUUAUUCUUCAAACUGGACAUAGCUUCUCGGCUGAUAUAUGGAGCGUGGGCUGUACAGUUAUUGAAAUGGUUACUGGAAAGGCUCCUUGGAGUCAGCAGUAUAAAGAGGUUGCUGCUAUCUUCUUCAUCGGAACAACAAAAUCCCAUCCUCCAAUACCUGAUACUCUCUCCUCUGAUGCAAAAGACUUUCUGCUUAAGUGUCUACAGGAGGAACCAAAAAUGCGGCCAACGGCAUCUGAGCUACUAAAGCAUCCCUUUGUAACGGGAGAACACAAGCAAUCUGCUUCAACUGAUCUUGGUUCUGUCAUGAAUAAUGGUAGUACUUCUACACUAUCACAGUUAACUAACACUAAGUGCUCUCCAAAUUCUACAUGCAACGAUGUAGGAGACAUGUGUAACUUGGGCAGUCUGAACUAUUCACUUGCAUCUCCUUUGAAAUCAAUCCAAAACAACAAUUUCUGGCAACAAAAUGAUAAUGGAGGGGAGGAAGACGAUAUGUGUUUGAUUGAUGAUGACAAUUUUUUGACACUUAAUGGAGGAGAGACAGGACCUAUCCUUGAAAAUAAUAGUGAUAUGAAGAAGAGCUGUGAUGCCACAAGUGAUAUGUCCAAUGCUUUGAACCCCAAAUUUGACGAAAGUCCAUGUAAUGGAGUGAAAGAGACGAAAAUGAGCAUGGAAGUUGACCAACCUUCAUACUCAGAAGAUGACGAGGAGCUGACGGAAUCAAGAAUUAAAGCUUUCUUAGAUGAAAAGGCUGCAGACCUGAAGAAGUUACAGACGCCUCUAUAUGAAGAAUACUACAACAAUUUGAUCACAUGCUCUCCCAGUGGCAUGGAGAGUAACGUAAGUAGCAGUAGAAGAGAGGACACUGCUCGUGGUUUCCUGAAACUGCCUCCAAAAAGCAGGUCACCGAGUCGGGGUCCUCUUGGUGGUUCACCCUCGAGAGCAACAGACACAGUUACUUGUACUAAGAGCCCAGGAAGUGGAAGUAGUCGUGAAGUGAUUAUGAACGAUGGGGGUGAUGAAGCUUCGCAGGAUGGUGUACCAGCCCGAGUCAGUGACUGGAGGGGCCUUAUUGUUGACACUGAACAGGAAUCAAAGAGCCAGAGUGCUGCUUUGUCGGAGAUAGAGAAGAAGUGGAAGGAAGAGCUUGAUCAAGAACUAGAAAGAAAGCGACAAGAGAUCAUGCGCCAGGCAGGGACGGGAUCAUCCCCAAGAGACAGAAGCUUGAGCCGACACAGAGAGAAAUCGAGGUUUGCAUCUCCAGGAAAAUGACAUGUACAAAAAGCUCCAUGUCUCUCCUGCUAUAAUUUUACGGGUAAGACUUGCCAGAAACAGGCCCAGAUGGUCUUGAUCCUCGGCUUUCGAUUUUUCAUUGCUCAACUAGUAUAUAUAUAUAUGUGUAUGUGACUCUUGUUUUGAAGUAGACUUGAGGUUUGGUCUGAAUAUAUGAUUCUGAAAUGCUCUUUAAAUGUACUAGAUCUGUGUAAUCUGAAGAGUGUUGGGUGCAUAUUAUAGAGAGCUGUUCCAUUUA
Messenger RNA from Brassica rapa (field mustard), 2344 nucleotides. Its product is annotated as mitogen-activated protein kinase kinase kinase ANP1. Gene Ontology annotation, molecular function: ATP binding; MAP kinase kinase kinase activity. Lineage: Eukaryota; Viridiplantae; Streptophyta; Magnoliopsida; Brassicales; Brassicaceae. Gene Ontology annotation, biological process: protein phosphorylation; MAPK cascade. Gene Ontology annotation, cellular component: cytoplasm. The record is from RefSeq and is a predicted model, not a curated record.